Dalotia coriaria is the source of this 2985-nucleotide messenger RNA. It is a transcript of the gene tyn, whose product is annotated as trynity. The coding region runs from base 428 to 2497 and encodes 689 amino acids. The record is from RefSeq and is a predicted model, not a curated record. NCBI's taxonomy places the organism in Eukaryota, Metazoa, Arthropoda, Insecta, Coleoptera, Staphylinidae. The transcript has 11 exons.
CCUGUACUUUGGACUCAUUUCGCGGUGUCGAGCGGUGUCGAGGAGUCGCGGAAGAGCCCCAUCAAGUUCUUGCGUUCAUCAUCACCAUCAUCACCAUCAUAUCAUCGUACGGACUAAGACAUAAAACCGAAUAAUUUUUUUUAUCCUUAAUCUUCGACUUUGAAGUGUGUUCUGACAUUGACCUUGAAUUUUUUGAUAAUCGCGUGGUGCGCAGAUACGUUGGUGUGCAGCGGGAAAUCUGAAUUUUCUUCGCUUGUUUUGGAUCAGUGCGCGGAUUUUCCACACACGCGAGUUGAGAGUGUGACUGAGUAGUAGAGUCGCGAGCGGCGAAGAGGAGAGAGUUCAACGGCAUCCAGCGCGCACCAGAGGUUUUACAAACAAUUACAUCGACAGCGACGCCGUACCGAGACACCCAGCAAACAAUAAGAUGAGGAUCACGCUAGCGACGACAAUCCUUCUAGUCCUUAGUAUAGAGGGUUCAUUAGGAAGAAUAGCAUUCGAAAAGCUAACGGAUUUUGACUACCGUGGCACCACCUAUUACACCGUGAAGAAUUUAUCGCUGUAUGAAUGUCAAGGCUGGUGUCGUGAAGAAGCGGAUUGCCAGGCGGCGGCGUUCAGUUUCGUCCUGAAUCCACUCAUACCCAAACAAGAGACGUUGUGUCAGCUGCAGAAUGAGACCUCUUCGAACAACCCCAGUGCGCAGCCACAACGCUCCGUCAACAUGUACUACAUGACUAAAUUACAACUGCGAUCGGAAAAUGUCUGCCUGCGGCCGUGGUCCUUUGAACGCGUGCCGAAUAAAAUGAUUCGUGGCUUAGACAACGCUUUGAUUUACACUUCUACUAAGGAAGCUUGUCUGGCUGCUUGUCUUAAUGAACAUCGAUUCACCUGUAGGUCAGCAGAAUAUAAUUACGUGACACUUCAAUGUCAGCUGAGUGAUGCCGAUCGUCGUACAACCGGACAAUUCGUGCAGUUUGUCGACGCGCAAGGCGUUGAUUACUUCGAAAACUUGUGUAUUAAGGGUAAUCAAGCGUGCAAAGGCAAUCGAUUGUUCGCUACACCGAAGAUAGGUGUCGCUGAUGAUAAAGUUGGACAAUACGCUGGGUUACAUUACUACACUGAUAAGGAGCUGCAAGUGACCAGUGAAUCAGCGUGCAGACUCGCGUGUGAGAUCGAAAACGAAUUUUUAUGUCGUUCAUUCCUCUACAAGGGGUCGCCACAAGGCUCGCAAUACAACUGUCAAUUAUUCCACUUGGAUCAUAAGACACUUCCGGAUGGACCUAGUACUUAUUUGAAUGCUGAACGUCCGUUGAUUGAUAAUGGCGACCGGAUCGGGACUUAUUUUGAGAAUAUUUGUGAGAAAUCUGGACCUGCUACAGGUGAUAAUACGCUACCUGUAGUCUUCGAAACGCAAGAAGAUCCCACCUUAAACAAUUUAACCCGUACUGAUGCCAACUGUGAUAAGACCGGCACAUGUUACGAUGUUUCGGUAAACUGCAAAGACACAAAGAUUGCCGUACAGGUGCGCACCAACAAGCCGUUCAACGGACGUAUCUACGCGCUGGGCAGGUCGGAGACGUGCAACGUGGACGUUAUCAACAGCGAUCUCUUCAGAUUGGACCUCACGAUGAACGGCCAGGACUGCAACACGCAGUCGGUGAUCGGAGUCUACAGCAACACCGUCGUGCUGCAGCAUCACAGCGUCGUAAUGACCAAGGCGGAUAAGAUCUACAAGGUGAAGUGCACGUACGACAUGAGCUCCAAGAACAUCACUUUCGGCAUGAUGCCUAUUAGAGAUCCAGAGAUGAUCAGCAUUACAUCUGCACCUGAGGCGCCUCCACCAAGGAUUCGUAUCCUUGACAGUCGCGCACGCGAAGUGGAAACCGUCCGUAUUGGAGAUAAACUUACAUUCAGGAUUGAAAUCCCCGAAGAUACUCCUUAUGGCAUUUUUGCACGUAGUUGCGUUGCAAUGGCGAAGGACUCAAAGUCUACCUUCCAGAUAAUCGAUGAUGAUGGCUGUCCAGUUGAUCCGACGAUAUUCCCCGCGUUCACACCCGACGGCAACGCUUUGCAAUCCGUCUACGAGGCGUUCCGCUUCACCGAAUCCUAUGGUGUCAUAUUCCAGUGCAAUGUUAAAUAUUGCCUAGGACCUUGUGAAGCUGCUGUUUGCGAAUGGGGCCGUGAAUCUCUCGAGUCCUGGGGCAGGAGAAAGAGGUCCGUCAACCAAACCGAAGAAGAAAAGGAAGAAGACAUGACUUUAAGUCAAGAAAUCUUGGUGCUUGACUUCGGUGAUGAGAAACAAUCGGAAUUCUUGAAGAGUGAUCUCAGUGCGGAUUUCAAUCGAGAUAAAACAGUGACGAUUAUCGAACCAUGCCCGACGAAAACUUCAGUACUAGCACUUGGAGUGACGUGUGCGUUGUUAGUACUCCUCUACAUCAGCACAGUCUUCUGUUAUUACAUGAAGAAAUGGCUCAAUCCUGGUAAACAUCUCGCUUAGGCAACCCAAUCAACACUACAACAGCUUAUACACUAUAAUUUAAGAAAAUGCAUUAAUUUAUCAAACAUUUUUGAUCUUUCUAUUGAGUUGCAACGUUACAACUGCAAACAACUCGAUGAGAGACAUCAAAAGUCAAUAUUAUCAACUCCAUAAUUAAUUUAUGUACGCGCAAACAAAUGUAACUUGUAAUAAUUAAGUAUAAGUUUCGGGUCGGUGGCUGGUGAUCUCUCAAGCGUUAAUUUUUUAAACGAAACAAAUCGGUGGUGGGACUGCGCUUUUCCUCUUCGAAUGUAUCAAUUUCUUACGCUUACAAGCCGUACUUGUAAUCGUAAGAAACAUUUUUUUUAUAUAGAAUUUAAUAUUUAUACGCAGACGGUAUUUAUAUUUAUUUGUGUGCAAGUUGAAAUUUAAUUUUUGUAUAUAUUUAGCUAUUUCGGCGCUCGACGAGACACAUUUCAACACAAUAAAAUUAAUAUUUUAAUUAAAAA